Lobosporangium transversale is the source of this 1083-nucleotide messenger RNA. Its product is annotated as mitochondrial carrier domain-containing protein. Lineage: Eukaryota; Fungi; Mortierellomycota; Mortierellomycetes; Mortierellales; Mortierellaceae. The coding region runs from base 1 to 1083 and encodes 360 amino acids. Gene Ontology annotation, molecular function: transmembrane transporter activity. Gene Ontology annotation, biological process: transport. The transcript is spliced from 6 exons. The record is from RefSeq and is a predicted model, not a curated record.
AUGUGGAGUUAUAUCAGUGGAGUAGCAGGUUUGAUUGUCGGAAGUCCUCUGGAUGUUCUCAAGGUUCGGUUACAAGCUCAAGCCGGUUCGGACAUAGCCAGAAAUGCUUCUACAAACAAGAACAAUUUGGUUAGCAUGGUUCAAAAUGAAGGAUUCGGAUCAUUGUUCAAGGGUAUCACCUCACCCAUCAUUGGCUUGGCGGGACUCAAUUCGAUCCUCUUUGCAUCAUACUCGGCAUCCAUGCGAUUGUUCGAGACACUUUCACCCUCUCCUGUGUCACCGUUCUAUGCCAGUAAUGGUGCAGAAUCAUACCAGUCUUUGUCACAUGUUUUUGCAGCAGGAUUUGUAGCGGGCGUUGCUUGUUUCCUAGUCAGUACACCCACAGAGCUGGUCAAAUGUAGAGCGCAGGUGAUCGCCUCACGUCUGGAUCCUACUUCCUCAGCUGCAGCACAACGUGCCAUCAUGAGUGAAUCGAGCUCGUGGCAAGUAACGAAGGAUGUUCUUCGGCGGUUUGGACUCCGAGGAUUCUAUCAAGGAGGUCUCGUCACCAUCCUUAGAGACGCUCCUGGAUACGGAGUAUACUUUUGGUCUUAUGAAGGGCUGAAGAGGGCAUUAGAAAUCCCACCAGGAGAGACAGGUGGAAUCAACACAUGGAAGCUGCUUCUUGCUGGAGGUGUUGCAGGAAUUUGUUCUUGGGUUUCUGUAUACCCAUUAGAUGUAAUCAAGACGAGACUUCAGACACAACCACACCUUGUAACUACAGACCCAUACAGCAAUAUCCGGACACUUCCUAUCACAGCGGCUGCCCGCAUCCCCACUCCAACCACUAGCCUCCUCUCAAAGACCCAUACAGAUCAGCGUGGAGGAUUGUUGCACCAGACAAGCCGUCAAGGACAUUCACAAGUAUCAUCCUCAGUACCAUACAAGGGCAUGGUCGACUGCGCAUUACGAUCUUACAGAAGUGAGGGCUUGGGUGUAUUCGUGCGUGGGAUGACACCGGCAGUCCUACGUGCUUUCCCAGUCAAUGCAGUGACCUUUUUCGUCUACGAGCUGGUGAUGGCAGAGCUGCAAAGAAAUGACUAG